Molecule: messenger RNA, 2856 nt
Organism: Xyrauchen texanus (razorback sucker)
Lineage: Eukaryota; Metazoa; Chordata; Actinopteri; Cypriniformes; Catostomidae
Product: COMM domain-containing protein 8-like
Exons: 5
Coding region: 251-781 (176 amino acids)
Source: RefSeq, a predicted model, not a curated record
AGAUAUUUCCGGAUCUCGAAAGCAGUAAUCAAGAAUCGAAAAGUUGACAAAAACGUCUAAAACAGGAACAUAAAUAACAUCAGGGUUGUCAGAUUUAAGUUUUAAUGUAAUUUAAAAUGUUAAAUGUUUCUUCCGAGUAGAGACAAUAAUGUUGUUUCGUGCAACAUCUUGAAAGCGCUUCAACAGUUCAAAAGUCGCGUGACACUAUCAGCUGACAUCAGUGACGAGUUGAAAGACGACUUGCACCACAAUGAUAACAUUGCUUGUCAAAUUGCCGCCUGAACAAUGUCCUAAACUCUUGCACAGGGUCGUGGAUGGAUUGUGCUGCAGGAGUGGUCCAAGGCGAAUAGAUUAUGGUGACAGGUGGAGUCUGACAGAAUGGAUGGAGUUAAUGGACAGUCUCUCCUCUCUCAUCCGUUUUGCUGUAGGGAGGGCGUGCUCAGAUCAAGAGGUUCAGCAACUGCUGAGUGAUUUGGACACUGCGCGUGCAGAGGCCGUUCUGCAGUGUGUGCACUCCAGGUUUGAUGAGCUCAGACAUGCUUUGGUAGACAGAACCAAUGCCAUCUCUAGCACUCAGCUACAGGACUUCAACUGGCAGUUAAAGCUUGCAUUAUCUAGCGAUAAGCUGUCAGCUUUGAAUACUCCUCUGCUAAAUCUCAGUCUGGAACUAAAAGAGAAUGGAAUUCAGAGAUCUGUAAACAUGGAAAUGAACAAAGAGGAGCUACAAACACUCAUCAGUGCACUAGAAGCAGCCAAUAAGGUUGUGCUGCAGUUGAAAUGAAGAGACCGCAAGUAUAUUAUCUCCAUUCAAACAUGCAUCUGUGUCAUCUUACCUUCAGAGAGGAAUUCUGAUGUCUAUAUAAUGAGAUAAUGCCUGCAUGCAAACAGGAGCCUUAUGGACAUAAUCUUAAGUGAAAACCUUACUGCUGAAGCAUUUAUGCAGAGUUCAACAGACUGGAUGUGAAUAUUAUUGUUUUCUGGGCAAAAGCUGCAUUAAUACUGGCUUUGAGUUGACUUGUUGCUAAUGCCUGAUUUAUGGGAAUUGUUGAUAUAGAGGCACAACGAAGAGUUAAAGGACUGCAUACACUUAUUGUAUUAAUUUCCCCAUGGAUUUUUUUUUUAUACCAUGCAAAUGGAUUUUGGUUUCAUUUGAUAGUAGCAUUUUUAUUUCCAUUAACUAAAAACAUUAAAUGCAAGCUUGAAUAGUUCUCUUUUUUGCCAAAGAAUGUCAACAGAAUAAUUAACAGAGGUAGAAAUCUCCAACACUUUUUUUCAUGCUAUCAUGUGACAUGACUCACUUGUAAUCCUGAUUAAAAGGUCAAAGUUUAGGUACCCAGUCUCCACACUAAUUUAGAAGUGGGUUAAAUCAAGUUCUCUUGAUUCUUUUUAGUACCAUUUACAUGAGAGCUGAGGCAAUCAGUGUGAUAACAAUUAACCCUCAAUUAAAUGUGCAUACACCCAAUGUUUUGAUUCAUUCCACAGUUUUGUGAUUCCUAGACUACUCCGAUAGCACACACUCACCAUUUGUUGUUUAUACAACAACAAAGCAUGCAAGUAUAAAAAUCAACACUUCACGUAGUUAUUGGUUUUGUGAGAUAUUUUAAUUGAAUUCAUUAAAAAUUUAAGAUUUAAAAUAAAGUAUCCUUAAGAGCAACUGUGCUUGCAGUCCAGGGCUCACAUACACUCAAGAUUCAAGCACUUUUUCAAUAUCUUUCAGCCAUAUAUUCUCCUACAGCACACACCAUACCAGCAUUGGAGUACACAGAUCAAUAGCAUUAGUGCAAUUACAAAAAUCAUACAUGGUUAACAGCUCUAAUAGAAUACUGUUUUUUUUUUUUUAAAUCAUUUUUAUUUGCAUAGCGCUUUUUUACAUCACCAUUUCAUACUUUUUGUAGUUUGAUUAAAUAUGAUUGUAAAAUGUGUAUCGAAAUUAAAUAAUAAUUGUAUUUAGAACCCCUGUGAGCAACAGAAAGUAACCGUGGGAAGGAACACAAAACUCCUUAAGAUGUUGGUUAAUGGUGAAAAAUAACCUUGGGAGAAACUUAAGUUUAUGCAGAGUUAUAGAUCAUGAUGGAUGUUUCUGGUUCCGGCAGACCUAACUAAAGCAGCCUAAAUGUGAGUUGAAGUAUAAAUUAGAUAUAUGCCUGGCUAAAUAGAUGAGUCUUUAGUCUAGACUUAAACUGAGUGAGUGUGUCUGCAUCUCGGACAGUGUUAGGGAAACUAUUCAAUAGUUAGGAGCCAAGGAUGAAAAGUAUGAAAAUCUACCUCCUAUUGUGGAUAUUUAUAUUUAUUAUCAAGCCACAAUUUUAAGCAUGUCAGAAGGUCACUUAAGUACUGUAGAGUUAGACCAUUCAAAGCUUUGUGAGUAUAACAGACUUUUAAAAUGAAUAUGAUAUUUAACAGGUAGCCAAUGUAACGACGUUAAAAUUUGGCUAAUAUGGUCAUAUUUCUUAGUUCACAUAUUUCUUGCCAACACUCUGGCAGCUGCACUUUGAACCAAUUGAAGUUUAUUUUUUGGACUUGCUGGACAUCCUCCCAGUAAUGCAUUACAAUAAUCUUGUCUUGAGGUCAUGAGUGCAUUAAUAAAGUUUUCGGCAUCAGCAACAGAGAGCAUGUGUAGUAAUUUAGGAAAAUUUCUGGAAAAAAACACUGGAAAUUAGAUUUUCAAAGGACAGAUUGGUAUCAAAUAUAACACCUAAUUUCUUUCCUGAAGAAGACAACAUAACUACAUCCAUCGGGAGUCAAAUUAUAUUUUAGCGGCUUAUUUUUAGAAGUGUUUGUUACAAUCAUUAGUACCUCUGACUUGAUGGAAUUUCUGUCCAUUCAAUCUUUAUUUCAUUGAUACACUCUGCUAAU